Molecule: messenger RNA, 849 nt
Organism: Lithohypha guttulata
Lineage: Eukaryota; Fungi; Ascomycota; Eurotiomycetes; Chaetothyriales; Trichomeriaceae
Exons: 1
Coding region: 1-849 (282 amino acids)
Molecular function (GO): nickel cation binding; GTPase activity
Source: RefSeq, a predicted model, not a curated record
AUGACGAGCCAUAGCCACGACAAUGGCGUUGCUCACUCGCACGAUUCUGCUGCAGCAAAUCACGGUCAUACCCACGAGAUCUACAACGGACCAGGAUCUUACCUUAACCGCGAACCCCCAAUCGUAGAAGACCGCGAUUUCAAUGAUCGCGCCUUCACAAUCGGUAUCGGCGGUCCUGUCGGCUCUGGCAAAACAGCUCUGAUGCUCGAGCUAUGUCUAGCCCUCCGCAAUGAGUACAACAUCGCAGCCGUAACGAACGACAUAUUCACACGCGAAGACGCUGAGUUCCUUACAAAGCAUGGCGCCCUGACACCUGAGCGGAUAGUAGCAAUCGAAACAGGCGGGUGCCCACAUGCGGCAGUCAGAGAAGACAUCAGUGCGAACUUGCUGGCGUUACAGGGAUUACAGGCCAAGUUCACCACAGAUCUAUUACUCAUUGAGAGUGGAGGUGACAAUCUGGCAGCGAACUACAGCAGAGAAUUAGCAGACUUCAUCGUCUAUGUCAUUGACGUAGCUGGAGGAGAUAAGGUGCCGAGAAAAGGAGGUCCAGGAAUCACAGGGUCUGACCUGCUUGUGAUAAACAAGUGUGAUCUGGCGCAUGCUGUGGGUGCAGAUGUUGAUAUGAUGGAGAUCGAAGCGAAGAAGAUAAGAGAGGGUGGCCCGGUGGUAAGAGCAGUGAUCAAGAAUGGUAUCGGCGUGAAAGAGACAGUAGAUUUGAUCUUGAGUGCCUGGAAGACAACCGAGGGUCACUGGAUUAGCAGAAAGAGAUGGCAGAAGACUGGUCAGAGGGGUAGUGGUGAGCAGCCGAAGAGUACCAAGUUAAUGUACAAGAGGAAGACUGAGGGCUAG